AUGUUCAGCGGGCACUCUCUUGUGGAGCUCUCUGCGGAUGAGUUUACGCAAAUCACUGAAAACUCUGAUAGCUCGGUGAAGUCGCUGAAGGAGCACCUGUCAGGCAUCAUCAGCCAGCCCAGGUUUCGCCAGAAGUUGCUCUGCAAAGGUAUUGUCCUAGAGGAUGAUGCAGUUGUCGAGAUACCCACAAGCUUGGUUCUCGUGGUGCUAACAUUUUUUCCCGCUGACGACAACGAACGUCGCUGCUUGCUGGAUGCUGUGACUGAAGACCAAGCAUGGGCUGUGGAGCGCCUCCUGCAGCGACCGCUUGACCCUGAUGUAACCCUGGAAUCUGGCGAGACGGCCUUGUGGCAUGCUGCAGCCUGCAAUAGCCUUCGCUGUGCGCGUUUGCUGAUUGAAGCCGAUGCGGACAGCAACAGUGUGAGUCUGCGGGAUGGCCGCUGCCCUCUUCACGUGGCGGCACAGAUGGACCACAUCGACAUGAUGCACCUCCUGAUUGAAGCACGCGCAACCGUCGAUGCAGAGAACGAGACGUUUGCAACACCCUUGCUUGCUGCGGUGAAUCACGGGCGGACGGAGGCAGUUCGUGCGUUGUUGCAGUGGAGAGCCGAUGUAGACUUUGCAGACAGCAGAGAUGGACGGACUGCUCUUCUGGAAGCCUCCAGCCGGGGUCAUUAUUUACUGGUGCGCAUUCUGCUCGAGGCCAGGGCGAACCCUGACAACGCCUUCACACAGGAUGGCUCCACGCCAGCGUGUGUGGCUGCCUACCAUGGCUUCUCCAAUAUAGUCCGAAUCUUGAUAAAGUGGAGGGCGGAUGUCACUGCAGCCCGAACUUCUGACGGAUCUACGCCCCUGUCUCUGGCUGCCUCGUUAAACCAUCUGGCAAUUGUGAAAAUGCUCCUGGCCCUUGCAGCCCGUGAUGGCCAGAAGGUGUCUGAGUUUGGCGCAAGCGCAAUGCACGAUGCGACUCGUUUGGGCAACCCAAAGGUUGUCAAACUGCUGCUACAGGCCCGGGCAGACCUUGAUGAAGCUGAUCGAGCUCCAUUGCCAAUAGCUGCACGUCUGGAACAGAUCGAGAUCGUUCGCAUCUUGCUGGAAGAGCAUGCAAAUGUAGAAUCCGAAAAUCCCAAGGGCGUAACCCCCUUGAUUGGGGCCGCUUACACCGGCAGGCUCGAUGUAGUUCAGGCGCUGCUACAAGCAAAGGCUAGCCUGAACACACCAAACAGCACAGAUGGGCGAACACCUCUGCUGGAAGCUGCCUGCCGAGGGCACGCAACACUGGUCCGUGUCCUGCUUGAGGCCAGGGCUGAUGUCAACAGAGCCUUCAGCGAGGACGGUUCCACACCAAUCUGUGUCGCCGCAUACCACGGCUUUGUGGAUGUGGUUCGCACCCUGACCUUGGCAAGGGCAGAUCUAGGUACAGAACGGUCAUCCGAUGGCUCCACGCCACUGUGUGUGUCAGCCUCUUUGAACCAUGUGCAGGUUCUCAAGGUGCUUCUGGCUUCCGCAGAUAAGGCAGGCCAGAACAUGUCUGAAAUCUGCAUCGCAGCGAUGGACGCGGCUGCCAGCCAAGGACACGUCAAGAUAGUAAAGAUGCUGAUCCAAGCUCGGGCCAGUCUGAAUGAAGCAACUUGUGGUGAGUCUCCGCUUUUCGUGGCCGCCAGUUGCGGUCACUUGCCAGUGGCUCGCGUGCUGCUGGAGGCAAGAGCCGAGGUGCACAGAUCACGAACCUGUGACGGAGCCACCCCGCUCAUCGCUGCCAUUCUGGAGGGGAACAAGGCCAUAGUGCGCUUCUUACUCCAAAAUGGAGCAGACAAGAACGAAAAGCGCUCUGACGGCGCUUCUGCGUUGCAUUGCGCGAUUCUUUCUCAAAGCCCGGAUAUAUUACGUCUCUUGCUAGACGUGCGUGCGGAUAUAGCAGCUACUCGUGCAUCUGAUGGAUAUACCCCUUUCUUUGUUGCUGUUGCAAACAGUCGUGUUCCGGAAGUGCGUAGCUUGCUAGAAGCACGGGCAGAGGUUGACUCACGUCGAAGCAAAGACGGUGCAACGCCAUUGUUUGUGGCCGCCAGCUGCGGGCAUCCAGAAAUGGUACGGGUGUUGCUUGAAGCAGCUGCAAAUGUUUGUGCGGAGCGCAGUGAUGAUGGCACCAGCGUUUUGAUGGCGGCGAUUUGCUCUGAUGUUCGUGAUGUCACACGCUUGGUGCUUCUUGGUCGUGCGGAGAUUGAGAAGGAAGGUUCAGAACCCGCGGCAACGCCGUUGUAUAUUGCAGCUGAGCUUGAUCGGCCCCUUCAACUCCAUGUCCUGCUUGAGUAUCUUGCUGACGUUGAUGGCGCUCGACGCUCAGAUGGAGCAACACCAAUCCUCGCGGCUUCGUAUCAUGGUUUUUCUCAUGUUGUGGCCUUUUUAAUCGAGUACGGUGCUGACGUGAACAAGGCCCGGACAACUGACGGCGCAGUACCUCUCACUGUUGCUUGCGAGCAUGGGCACUUGAACGUCACGCGGCAGCUUUUGGAAGCUGGUGCCAUGAUGAAUGUUGCUCGUUGGGGCGAUGGAGCAACUCCAAUGAUUUUUGCUGCUCAAAACGGCCACAAGCAAGUGUUGCGUUUGCUUCUCGCUGUCAAUGCAGAUGCCAACCUAGCACGCACAAGCGACAGUGCUACACCUCUGGCUCGUGCCAUUUACAAAGGGCACACAGGAAUUGCGAAAAUUCUUGAAGUAUUUCUGCUUUUUAAGAAUGCACACGGCUGUUAA
This is a messenger RNA of Symbiodinium pilosum, 2751 nucleotides long. The record is from the annotation of a GenBank genome assembly. NCBI's taxonomy places the organism in Eukaryota, Dinophyceae, Suessiales, Symbiodiniaceae.